GUUACAUUUUACUGAAUAUUGUUAUUUAGUAUUAAAUAAUUUGUAAAAAAAAUGGCACGAAAUGCAGAAAAAGCUAUGACCACUCUUGCUCGAUGGAGAGCUGCACAAAGCAAUGAAGGAGCUAGGAAAGAACAAGAAAGAAGACCAUAUUUAGCAUCUGAAUGCAGAGAUUUGCGAAAAGCAGAAAAAUGGAGAAUGCAAAUAAUUAGAGAAAUUGCAAAAAAAGUUGCACAAAUACAAAAUGCAGGUUUAGGAGAAUUUCGUAUUCGAGAUUUAAAUGAUGAAAUCAAUAAAUUAUUACGAGAAAAACGACAUUGGGAAGCUCAAAUCAAGGAAUUAGGUGGGCCUGAUUAUUCUAGAGUAGGACCACGUAUGUUAGAUCAUGAAGGUCGUGAGGUACCUGGAAACCGUGGUUACAAAUAUUUUGGAGCAGCAAAAGAAUUACCAGGUGUCAGAGAAUUAUUUGAGCAAGAACCACCACCUCCGCCCCGUAAAACACGCGCCGAAUUAAUGAAAGAUAUUGAUGCCGAUUAUUACGGUUACAGAGAUGAUGAUGAUGGAAUUUUAUUACCUUUAGAACAAAAAGCUGAACAGGAAGCACGAGAAAAAGCAGUACAAGAAUGGCUAGCACAAAAUAAAAAAGAAUCAGAGAUCGAAGAAGAAAUCGAAACAACUGCUCAAAAAGCAAUACCAUCGCAACAAGAUAUUCAGGAAGCAUUACUUGCAAGAAAAAAACAAGAACUAUUAGAGAAAUAUGUACUUUGAUAGGUUUUA
This is a messenger RNA of Apis laboriosa (Himalayan honeybee), 774 nucleotides long. Its product is annotated as pre-mRNA-splicing factor ISY1 homolog. The transcript has 4 exons. Gene Ontology annotation, cellular component: post-mRNA release spliceosomal complex; post-spliceosomal complex; Prp19 complex. Lineage: Eukaryota; Metazoa; Arthropoda; Insecta; Hymenoptera; Apidae. Gene Ontology annotation, biological process: mRNA 3'-splice site recognition; generation of catalytic spliceosome for second transesterification step. The coding region runs from base 52 to 765 and encodes 237 amino acids. The record is from RefSeq and is a predicted model, not a curated record.